UAACGAACGUUGGAAAUGAUCCUACGAGGUUCAGCUAUAUACCGGGCAUCCUAUACGAAUGAUUGAGGAAACAGACAGACUAUUCAUAUGGGGAUGGACCAGUUCAUAUCAGAAGAAGAGAAGCAGAAAAAUGCACGAAUCAAUCUUUUUGGGCAAGGAAUAUUGUUCCCGCCGCUUUUCUCUUUGUUCCUUGCCUUUUCCUUCCAUUUGAAAGACCUGAUGAGGAAGCCGCUCUGCUUUUCCACCUCCCCCGUGUUCAUGUCAUGUGGCUCCACGCACGCGAGCUGGGCGUGCGACCUACGCCAAUAUGGAAAAGAGCAAAAGCUAGCGAGCUCCACCUCCAUUCGACUAUACAAACGGAUUACCCCAUACCAUACUGCAGCAAGCUAACAGAGCAACGCGCACCGCCGCGGCCGCGCGCCUACAAAUACCGGCGCGAGGUUCUCCUACUCCUUCCGCAGUUGCCGCGAGCCCGUGAGCAUCCGGAGCACGAGCGCACCACCACCGCCAGGCACCAGCGCCGCGUCGAGGAUCGACGCCGCCGUACUUGUGCAAUGGACGGGCAGCCGGGCAACGGUGGAGGAGCGGGGGGGAGCGACGCGGUGGCGAGGGCGUUCGUGGAGUACUACUACAACACGUUCGACGCCAGCCGCGGCGCGCUCGCCGCGCUCUACGGCCACACCUCGAUGCUCUCCUUCGAGGGCCACGCCGUGGCGGGCGCCGAGGCGAUUGGCCGGAAGCUGGCGCAGCUGCCGUUCGACCAAUGCCGGCACUCCAUCUGCACCGUCGACUGCCAGCCCUCGCCGUCGUUCCCCGGGAGCAUACUCGUCUUCGUCAGCGGCAACCUCCAGCUCGCCGGCGAGGAGCACCAGCUCAGGUUCAGCCAGAUGUUUCAGCUGGUGCCCAACGAGCAGGGAAGCUUCUUCGUGCAGAACGACAUAUUCCGGCUCAACUACGGGUGAGGCGCGGUAGCGUGCGGUUGCCGAAAGGAAGUGGAUGCUCGUCGGGUGCUUUGGUGCCGCAUGGACACGCCGGGCGCGCGAUCCUUUGUUUUCUUUUUCCCUCUUUCGCUUUCAGUCUUCCCAGAUGUUCGUUUAGGAUGUAGCACCCCCAAACGUUUGCGUUCACAAAAUGUAGCGUCCUAAAUAAAGUCUCGUCAUGCAUGAUGCAUGUAUGCGCUGUCAAAUUCGAUCAGUCGCUACCAAAGAUCGUGUUCCGAGCGAAUUGUCGCGUUAAAGCUCACCAUGUUAUCAUCACUGGCAGUGAAAAGAGAUGCCAUUUCGAGCAUGCCCUCUGCUGGCUUA
Setaria italica (foxtail millet) is the source of this 1304-nucleotide messenger RNA. RefSeq names its product nuclear transport factor 2. Gene Ontology annotation, cellular component: nuclear pore central transport channel. Gene Ontology annotation, biological process: nucleocytoplasmic transport. The record is from RefSeq and is a predicted model, not a curated record. The coding region runs from base 264 to 962 and encodes 232 amino acids. Lineage: Eukaryota; Viridiplantae; Streptophyta; Magnoliopsida; Poales; Poaceae. The transcript has 2 exons.